CUGCGGGGCGUCCCCCGCCUCCCGGGCGGCCUCUCCCUCGCUCCUCAGGGCGGCCCCGGGAUGGCGGCGUGAGGCGGCGGCACCGCGCGAGCAGCCUGCCCCUCGGAGGAGUUGCUGGAGCACAUCUGACUGCUACUGCCAGCGAGGCCCAAGCCAGCCACAAUGUACUGCCUUCAGUGGUUGCUACCUGUCCUGCUCAUACCCAAGCCCCUCAACCCAGCAUUGUGGUUCAGUCACUCAAUGUUCAUGGGAUUCUACCUGCUCAGUUUUCUCCUGGAACGGAAACCUUGCACAAUUUGUGCCUUGGUCUUCCUGGCAGCUCUAUUCCUCAUCUGCUACAGCUGCUGGGGGAACUGCUUCUUGUAUCACUGCACAGGAUCCCAGUUGCCAGAAUCAGCUCAUGAUCCCAACAUAGUGGGCACCUAGAAAAUCAUAAUCUUCCAAUCUGCUGAGGGCUCAUUUUGCUUUUAAAAAGGGGGUGGGGCUGGGGAGGAGGGGGCUGUUGGGUAUGGGACUGGAGUAAGGACAACCUGUUUCCUGUAACUGUGCGUGGACUGGAGUGGCAAAUUCUUCCCACUCUGCCUGUGAAAUUCGACUCGUUUACUGUGUGAACUCUGGCAGCACCACCUGCUUUUUUAGAAGCAGAAGUCUCUCUUUUUUCUUUCCCGUAUCACCGGGAACAGACACCAGCCCUCUCAACUAAGAACUGCUGGAAGCCUGAGCUGCUGGUCCCUGCCCAGCUGGGAGUGCUGGAGUUGUGUCUCACUUGUCUGCAUUAGGCCAUGGUGGUCUAACUCAGGGCUCUUGGCCCAUUGAUCCUGCUUGAAUAGCUACAAGAUCCUCUAAGUCUCUCUUCGUGGGGAGCCAGCCUUCCCACCUUGCUCACAAAUGGACUUGGCUGAAAGCUGCAGGAGCCAGAGGCAGUUGAGUCAUCUCCUCCUGCCCAGACUGCCAAAGAGACGUGUGCACUGCUGAAGUGCUUUCUGAACUCUGUGCUCCAAGAUCCCAGCCUGAAAGCCUCAGUUAUGCUGCUGCUUUUAUAAAGCCUGAUAGGCAGUAGAGACUGUCUCUUCCCCCCUCCUCCAUGUCCCAGGUUUACCAAGCUGUUGACUGUUGGGAGAAAGAACCAGCAUGCUGCAAGACACAGGGUUUUGGAAACCUCUGUGAACUUCAUCCUACAAAACUCAUGCUAGCCCAAAAGGCUGGGUGUGGGCAGGGCAGGAGAGGAUCCAUGAGGUGGAGGCAUGGCUUGGAGCAGUAAAAGCUUCAUCCAUUUUCAGAGAUAAUGGUUUUGGGCCAGAGGUGACAAAGUGCUGGUGCUACUGACUAGAGAAGGCUGGAAAAAUGCCUGGUGUCUGCAGCUUCCCUGGCAGAAGGAUGUCAAGAAUCUAAGGUGGUGGUGGGUCAAGCCUACAGCCUGGGCCAGAGGUUGGUUUGUGAGAAGCCUUAGAGGUUGACACAAAACACUUACCUCUAAACUUUGAAGGUUUCCCUCCCCUUUGCCAUCUGUUUGUCUUUCCUUCCGUCUUCUGGUGGAGAGCAGCAGAAGUGGCUGUGUUGCUGUCCUGAGGCAAUUCGAGCUACGAGGUUGUGAAACUUCCAGAGUAUUGUUUGUUCAUUGCACAGCUGUUCAAAAUGUUUAAUAAAGCUUUAUAAACUUUG
This is a messenger RNA of Catharus ustulatus (Swainson's thrush), 1662 nucleotides long. It is a transcript of the gene BLCAP, whose product is annotated as BLCAP apoptosis inducing factor. Bases 163 to 426 code for a protein of 87 amino acids. The record is from RefSeq and is a predicted model, not a curated record. The transcript is spliced from 2 exons. Lineage: Eukaryota; Metazoa; Chordata; Aves; Passeriformes; Turdidae.